GCCGGCCGCAUGUUGGGUUCGCUUUAAUGGAGCAUUCCUGACUCCUGAGAGCACUUCUGAGGAUGAUGCUCCUGCAGCUACUAGUAUUCGCGUCGGCCGUCCUGGCCGCCCUCCCUCCCGGAUUCAUUCAGUUGCCCAUGCCGCCGUUUGACAUUGUUCAAGGCCCCAGGGAAGAGGAUGCUCGUGAUGCUGCGAUCAACAUUAAAAAGCUGGUGCAUCAAGUCACAUCGGGCACUCUGUCGAGCGUAUUCCCAGCUUCUGCCGAUGACCCGCCCCACCUUGCUCCAGGGGUCAAAUUCACUCAUCGCGAUGAGAACGGGAACGAGUUCAUACCUUACAAGCCAAAGAUGGAAGGCCGGCCUUUUGCUCUUCCCGAGUACCAUGCGCCUUGCCACUCUGCACCAUCUCUCACAUUCCUGAUCCUUCCUAUAUCCCGAUCCAGCCAAAACAUCUUGGAGCACCCGCAACACUAUGCAACGUAUACUUUGGCGGAAGAGUUGAAGAAGGGGGAGACGAGUAUGAGUUCAGCGAGGGUGGCUUUGAUGGGUAACGUGACGCUGUUGCGAGAUCUCUCUGAAGAGGAAGAGACCGACUUGGCAGAAUGUUACCUCUCAUACCACCCUGAUGCCCGCGGCUGGCUGCCUGGAAAGAAGGGCUCGCCGCAUUUCUCAGAGUGGGCGAGAAUGGACCUGGAAAAGAUUUAUUACGUUGGAGGCUUUGGCGAGUAAGUCUCCCGAUCCCAACCAGUACCAGUCUAACGCGCAUACACAGCACGCAUUAUAUCGGGGAUGUACCCGUGGGAUUGUAUAAGAAGGUCAGCGGGGACGAGAGAUUCAGCGCAUGGUUAUGAAUGGAUGGUUACAUGCAACUCUCUACGCGCU
This is a messenger RNA of Cryptococcus amylolentus CBS 6039, 881 nucleotides long. RefSeq lists its product as hypothetical. The transcript has 4 exons. The coding region runs from base 63 to 728 and encodes 221 amino acids. The record is from RefSeq and is a predicted model, not a curated record. NCBI's taxonomy places the organism in Eukaryota, Fungi, Basidiomycota, Tremellomycetes, Tremellales, Cryptococcaceae.